AUGGAGACGGAUUGCGAUUGGUCGAGAGAUAAAGAGACAAAAUGUGAUUGGUUAAGAGAUAAGGAGACGGAUUGUGAUUGGUUGAGAGAUAAGGAGACAAAAUGUGAUUGGUUAAGAGAUAAAAAGAAAUGUGAUUGGUUGAGAGAUAAGGAGACGGACUGUGAUUGGUCGAGAGAUAAAGAGACAAAAUGUGAUUGGUUAAGAGAUAAGGAGACGGAUUGUGAUUGGUUGAGAGAUAAGGAGACAAAAUGUGAUUGGUUAAGAGAUAAAAAGAAAUGUGAUUGGUUGAGAGAUAAGGAGACGGACUGUGAUUGGUCGAGAGAUAAAGAGACAAAAUGUGAUUGGUUAAGAGAUAAGGAGACGGAUUGUGAUUGGUUGAGAGAUAAGGAGACAAAAUGUGAUUGGUUAAGAGAUAAAAAGAAAUGUGAUUGGUUGAGAGAUAAGGAGACGGACUGUGAUUGGUCAAGAGAUAAAGAGACAAAAUGUGAUUGGUUAAGAGAUAAGGAGACGGAUUGUGAUUGGUUGAGAGAUAAGGAGACAAAAUGUGAUUGGUUAAGAGAUAAAAAGAAAUGUGAUUGGUUGAGAGAUAAGGAGACGGACUGUGAUUGGUCGAGAGAUAAAGAGACAAAAUGUGAUUGGUUAAGAGAUAAGGAGACGGAUUGUGAUUGGUUGAGAGAUAAGGAGACAAAAUGUGAUUGGUUAAGAGAUAAAAAGAAAUGUGAUUGGUUGAGAGAUAAGGAGACGGACUGUGAUUGGUCGAGAGAUAAAGAGACAAAAUGUGAUUGGUUAAGAGAUAAGGAGACGGAUUGUGAUUGGUUGAGAGAUAAGGAGACAAAAUGUGAUUGGUUAAGAGAUAAAAAGAAAUGUGAUUGGUUGAGAGAUAAGGAGACCGACUGUGAUUGGUCGAGAGGUAAAGAGACAAAAUGUGAUUGGUUAAGAGAUAAGGAGACGGAUUGUAAUUGGUUGAGAGAUAACCUCUACUGUCCUGGAAGUUACCGGAAACUUCGAUCAUUCUUCAAAUUGGGUCGCGACGGCGAUCUGUUCGGGAGCUCAAGUGAUGGUUCCCGUUUUCUGUUGCAUGUACUCUC
Messenger RNA from Penaeus indicus, 1088 nucleotides. RefSeq names its product LWamide neuropeptides-like. The annotation marks the transcript as partial. Lineage: Eukaryota; Metazoa; Arthropoda; Malacostraca; Decapoda; Penaeidae. The record is from RefSeq and is a predicted model, not a curated record. The transcript has 2 exons.